This is a messenger RNA of Insectozyma verbasci, 1314 nucleotides long. The record is from the annotation of a GenBank genome assembly. NCBI's taxonomy places the organism in Eukaryota, Fungi, Ascomycota, Pichiomycetes, Serinales, Debaryomycetaceae.
AUGUCAGUGGAAAAAGAUAUACCUGCUAUAUUUCUUAAUCAAAUCUCUUCAAGAGGUUUAGAAACAAUUCAAAAAACCAGAGAAUUUGUUGAAAAUUAUUGUUUACCAGCUGAUAAAAUUUAUCUUGAACAAAUAUCCUUAGAUCCAUCAAAAAGAUGGUCAACUAUACCUCCAAUUAUUGAAACUUUAAAAACUAAAGCUAAAGAAUUAGGUUUAUGGAAUUUAUUUUUAUCAAAACAUUACACUGAGGGCCCCCAAUUUACAAAUUUAGAAUAUGGUUUAAUGGCUAGAUAUUUAGGUAGAUCUUUAACUGCUCCUGAAGCAACUAAUACUGCCGCUCCUGAUACUGGUAAUAUGGAAUUAUUUGCUAAAUAUGGUAGUCCCUAUCAAAAAGAUAAAUAUUUAAAACCUUUAUUAAAUGGAGAAAUUAGAUCUGCUUUUUUAAUGACUGAAAAAGGUACUUCUUCUUCAAAUGCUUUAAAUAUUUGUACUACUGCUAAAAAAAACAAAGAUGGAAAUUAUGUUUUAAAUGGUGUCAAAUGGUUUGCUUCUGGUGCUGGUGAUCCAAGAUGUUCUGUUUGGUUAGUUAUGUGCAAAACAAGUGAUGAUGACUCAAAACCUUAUAAUAAUCAUACAGUUUUAAUUCUUGAUGCAAAAAAAGCUUUAGCUUCUGGUAAAGCUAGAUUGAUUAGACCAUUAGCUGUAAUUGGUUUCGAUGAUGCUCCUCAUGGUCAUUGUGAAAUUGAAUUUGAUAAUUAUGAAGCUGAUGAUAAAGAUAUUAUAAUGGCUGAUGUUGGUAGAGGUUUUGAAUUGAUUCAAUCAAGAUUAGGUCCAGGUAGAAUUCAUCAUUGUAUGAGAGCAAUUGGUGUCGGAGAGUUUGCUUUAUUAAGAAUUGCUCAUAGAGCAAAUUAUAGAUUAAUUUUUGGUAAACCAAUGAAUCAAAGAGAAAGUUUUCUUUAUAAAUUUGCUCAAAGUAGAAUUGAUAUUGAAAGAUGUUUAUUGUUAGUCUUAAAUGCUGCUCAUAAAAUUGAUAUUUCAAAUGCUAAACAAGCUCAAAAAGAAAUUGCCAUGGCUAAAAUUGAAACUCCGAGAACAAUUGGUCAAAUUUUAGAUUGGGGUAUUCAAGUAUUUGGUGCUGAAGGUGUUUCUCAAGAUACUGAAUUAGCAAGAAUGUACGCUCACAAUAGAACUUUAAGAAUUGCUGAUGGUCCUGAUGAAGCUCACUUAGCUCAAUUGGCAAAAAAAGAAGCAAAAAAGUUUAAGAAUGUUGAUGAAUUCUUUAAAAAGAUUGAAAUUAAUCGUAAUAAACUUUAA